AUGACAGAUAUCGGCCCCAUACUGGCAGUAGCAAGCACAGCGGAUGUACUGGACUCUGCAAACAACUUGCUCACGUCCCAUCGGAAGCUACUCACAUACGUACGCAAUUCACAGCGGGCGCAUCGACGUCAGCUUCGUGCUCUCGCAACUGCGCCCAAUGAUCUGGCAAAUUUCCCAUUAAUUGAUUCUCCUGCACCAUCACCAGUGCAUUCCCCACUGUCAUCGCCCCAACUCGCUCCUCGUACCCGCCCACAACGCCAAGAUCUCCAUCCUGCAAAACGUGCGAGGGUCGCCCGCUACGCAAAUUAUGUCCCAGAAGAAGAAACGAUCCGCAACGACUACUCGCAGCGGUACGUCGACAGUGGUGAGUGGCCGCAGAAUCGGGUUCUCGGUGCGGAGCCUUCCCGCCGUUUUGAGGAAUACCCAAAGCAGCAGCGCUUGCUCGGUCUGAAAAAGGAAUCCGUCGAUGCGCAUGCUACACCUCCAUUUUUCCUUCCCUUUUCUCACCUAUCUUCAUUACAUCACCAAAAGUUCGAUGUCAUCCUCCUAGACCCCCCAUUCUCCUCAUCUUUUGGCUGGGACGAUCUUCAAGCUCUUCCUGUGCCUUCCCUUGCUGCCGACCCUUCGUUUGUAUUCAUGUGGGUAGGUAGUGGCGCAGGAGAAGGUCUCGAGCGUGGUCGUGAGGUCCUUGCUAAGUGGGGCUACCGCAGGUGUGAGGAUGUUGUAUGGGUGAAGACAAACAACACCACCAAUCGCGGUCCAGGGACAGACCCACCUACUACUUCUCUUCUGACCCGCACAAAACAGCAUUGCCUCAUGGGUAUCCGCGGCACAGUACGUCGCUCGACUGACAGCUGGUUUGUUCACUGCAACGUUGAUACCGACGUCAUCAUCUGGGAAGGGGAUACCGCUGAUCCGAUGCGCAAACCACCCGAAAUGUAUACUCUCAUAGAAAAUUUCUGUCUCGGCACACGCCGUCUUGAACUUUUUGGGCGGGCACGCUCGUCCCUCCGCCGCGGGUGGGUCACAGUGCUGACUGCAAGCGAUGGGGCUAAGGUUGGGGAGCAUACGCGGACUACAGAAGGUGAUGUCGUGCACCCAUGGAACAAGGAUUCGUGGGAGGAAGCGACUCGACACCUGGCUUCGCUCGCAGGGGGGAAGUGUGUCGUGCCAAAUUCUCAGGAAAUUGAUACUCUCCGCCCCAAAUCUCCCAUGCGUUCUGGCAAUUCAGGUGUAAGUGGUGGAGUUGGGGUUGCUAUCAGCGGUGGCGUAGGUGUAGGCGUAGGGAGUGCCGGGGUGGGGAUGAAUGCGGGAAAUAUGAACUCCGACCCCAACAUGAGUAUUCAACAUGCCCGGCGUCCGCCUUCCCAAAAUCCAAUGAUGGUGUCUCCAAUGAUGGGGAUGGGUAUGCCGAUGGACAUGGGUAUGGGCAUCGGGAAUAUGAUGGGCUUAGGAAUGGGUGUAGGAGGUCCGGGAAUGGGUAUAGGUAUGGGAAACACGAGGAUGGGUAUGGGCGGUAUGGGCGGUAUGGGGAUGCAUGGCCAAUGGGGUCAGGGGUACGACGGGUUCCAGUGA
Molecule: messenger RNA, 1575 nt
Organism: Suillus plorans
Lineage: Eukaryota; Fungi; Basidiomycota; Agaricomycetes; Boletales; Suillaceae
Product: MT-A70-domain-containing protein
Exons: 5
Coding region: 1-1575 (524 amino acids)
Cellular component (GO): nucleus; RNA N6-methyladenosine methyltransferase complex
Molecular function (GO): methyltransferase activity; mRNA binding
Source: RefSeq, a predicted model, not a curated record